AUGUCCCUCUUCGAAAUCGCAAGCUCACCGCAAACCAGCACCUUCUCGCCCGAAGGCCGUCUCUUCCAAGUCGAAUAUUCUUUAGAAGCCAUCAAGCUCGGUUCAACAGCGAUAGGCGUGGCAACCGGUGAAGGUGUGAUCCUAGGUGUAGAGAAGCGCGUAACCUCCACCCUCCUCGAGACCUCGUCCGUCGAGAAGAUUGUAGAGAUCGACCGUCACAUUGGCUGCGCUAUGUCCGGCCUGCAGGCCGACGCCCGGAGCAUGAUCGAGCACGCACGAGUCGAGAGUCAGAACCAUGCUUUCAAUUACGCCGAACCGUUGAGGGUGGAGAGCUGCACGCAGGCGAUAUGCGAUCUGGCGCUGAGGUUCGGUGAGGGUGCAGAUGGCGAGGAGAGCAUUAUGAGUCGGCCGUUCGGUGUAGCGCUGUUGAUCGCAGGAUACGACGAGGACGGACCCAGCCUAUACCACGCUGAGCCCUCCGGUACCUUCUACCGCUACGACGCGAAAGCUAUCGGUUCCGGUUCUGAGGGCGCGCAAGCCGAGCUGCAGAACGAGUUCCACAAGUCGCUUACCCUUUCCGAAGCAGAAGUCAUGGUGCUCAAGACGCUGAAGCAAGUCAUGGAGGAGAAGCUGGACAGCAAGAACGUGCAGUUGGCGAGCGUGACGAAGGAGAAGGGAUUCAGGAUCUACACGGAUACAGAGAUGGAGGAGGUCGUCGGAAGGCUGCCCACGAAUUAG
Molecule: messenger RNA, 738 nt
Organism: Didymosphaeria variabile
Lineage: Eukaryota; Fungi; Ascomycota; Dothideomycetes; Pleosporales; Didymosphaeriaceae
Gene: PUP2
Product: proteasome component pup2
Exons: 3
Coding region: 1-738 (245 amino acids)
Biological process (GO): proteasome-mediated ubiquitin-dependent protein catabolic process
Cellular component (GO): nucleus; proteasome core complex; proteasome core complex, alpha-subunit complex
Source: RefSeq, a predicted model, not a curated record